Dracunculus medinensis (Guinea worm) is the source of this 381-nucleotide messenger RNA. Lineage: Eukaryota; Metazoa; Nematoda; Chromadorea; Rhabditida; Dracunculidae. The record is from the annotation of a GenBank genome assembly.
AUGUCUUGGGCUGAUCUUAUAAAUAAUAACCUAAUUGGUUCGGGUAAUGUAGCAAAAGCAGCGAUUUGUGGUUUUGAUGGUUCGAUUUGGGGAAAGUCUGAUAAUUUUAAGAUAGAAGCAUCCGAAGCGGUGGCAGCUGGUCAGAGCUUUAGCAAUAAGGAUAAUUUAUUGGGACUCGGACUAAAAUUUGAAGGUGAAAAAUUUUUUGUGCUACAAGCCGAUGAUGAAAGAAUUAUUGGCAAAAAAGGAUCGAAAGGAUUUUUUUUAUAUAAAACCGGACAAGCAGUGAUAAUAACAAUAUACGAAAACGGAAUGCAACCUGAAAUGUGCAGCAAAACAGCUGGAGCUUUAGCCGAUUAUUUUAAAAGUAUUAACUAUUAA